GUAGUUCCCUUUCUGCAAAUUGUUUUUCCACCCCAUGAUGCUCUCGAACAGCUGUUGAUUCCAAGAUGACGGAUCCUACAACAUUGCCGGAGGAUCACUGGAUCAAAAACGAUGGGGCUUUCAGUGACAAUGGAUUUGACCACAGUUUCUUUGCUGAGAAUGCAAGGAAGAGUACUGUGGUCUCCAGGGCUAACAGCAUCGGGUCCACAAGUGCCUCAUCAGUACCAAAUACAGAUGAUGAAGACAGUGACUACAGGCAUGAGACCACAUACAAGGAGUCCUACAAAGACCGGCGGAGACAGGCACACACACAGGCCGAGCAGAAACGACGGGAUGCUAUCAAGAAAGGAUAUGAUGAUCUACAGUCCAUAGUGCCCACCUGCCAGCAGCAGUCUGAGUUUGCUGUGGGGACACAGAAGAUCAGCAAGGCCACAGUGCUGCAGAAAACCAUCGACUACAUCCAGUUUCUGCACAAGGAGAAGAAGAAGCAGGAGGAGGAAAUGUCUAUGUUGAGGAAGGAAGUGAUGGCACUGAAGAUCAUGAAAACGAACUAUGAGCACAUAGUGAAUGCCCACCAGAACAACCCUCAGCAGGGGGAGGAGCAGGUGUCGGACCAGGUCAAGUUCAGCGUGUUUCAGAGCAUCAUGGACUCCCUGUUCCAGUCCUUCAGCAGCUCAGUGUCUGUGGCCAGCUUCCAGGAGCUGUCCGCUUGCGUCUUCAGCUGGAUCGAGGAGCACUGCAAGCCUCAGACAUUGCGUGAGUUUGUGGUGGGAGUUCUCCGGCAGCUCAACAGCCAGCUGUAUUAAUGCUGGCCAGGUGUAAACUCUGGACAGGAAUCUCCCCUCAGGGAUGGAGCUGAGGCCUACCCUGGGUUCUCAGGUUGAUAUGUGAGGUCUCUACCAGACCCUAUCUUGUUCCCUCCUGGUCUGCAGUAUUUAAAUCGUUAACUCUUACUCAACUCACCACCAGGGUCUGCAACAGGGUUGGGUGUUUCCUGUCUAGUCAGGUCAAAUCCAGCCCAGCAUUCUGUCUGUGGUUUUAGUCGUCAGGGGUUCUCCUCAUUGCAGAAUAGAGUUGUGUUCAACGAGGCAAAUGGCCACUAUUGCUUGUAAACGUUCCGUAAUGUUUACAUUCACCACAAAUUGUUAAUUGUUCCAUUUUGAACAACAACAAAAAAAAAAAUCUGUUCCAGUGUUCAAACCAGCAUAAAGUUGUGAACCAGUUCGAAUCAAAUCCAAGACUGUCUGCAACAUGAGAUAAAAUGUAGAAUUCAAACAAGUUGUGAUGGUAUUUGAGAAUUGUUAAAUGUUUGCUGUUGUGACAGAAUCAAGCAUAUUUGUAAAUCUGUUACUGCAGCUUAUCGCCUUUUCAUAAUCUUUAUUGGCAAAAAGACACGGUAGAAUAGUGAUUUAAUGAAUAGUUCUGUAUUAAACAUGGUUUUUAAACAGUAUCUCUGAACCAAAAACUCUGGCCAGGAUUCAAUCAGAUUAGCGGUAAAUGCAUAGCUUAUCAUUGCUUUUUAGGUGGUGUUGGAGGUGUAACUCCGUUAGAGCUGUCAAAUCCACAAGAAGCUCCUGGCUUUAACUAUAACUGCCAUUGGAUGCACCGAGUAACAUUAGUAGAAAACCCGUGCAGCCAUGUUACAAAUUAUAACACUGAAAUGUGUGAUACCUACACCUCGAUUAGGCUUGUACAAAUCCCGAUUUCAUUUAAUGAUUGAGUGUCAUUUCAAUAUAGGCUACACUUUCUUGUUCUGAACUUCCAAGGUGGGUGGGAUAUAUGGACGGGUGUGGUUUUAUAAUGACCACAAGAGCUGCCGAUUUGACAGCUCUUGACACCACCUAAACAAAAGCAAUGUGUUUGUUGGCUGACGCAGGUUACCAUAGAUCUGAUUGAAUCCUGGCCUUAAACAGUCAAGAAUGUAAAAAUUAAUGUGAAUGAUAAUUUAUUUGUACAAUGUGCUCAGGAGAACUUGUACCAAAUGUAUCAGGACCUUCUGGUAAACUUAACAGAUGUGAAUGUUUAAUCUGUAAUCACCUGACUUUAAAAAGGGAUUAUUUUAUACGACAAGUCUCUGUGCUGGUAUAAAUAAAUCAGGUCUACUGUUA
This is a messenger RNA of Coregonus clupeaformis (lake whitefish), 2108 nucleotides long. RefSeq names its product max-like protein X. The coding region runs from base 66 to 806 and encodes 246 amino acids. The record is from RefSeq and is a predicted model, not a curated record. Gene Ontology annotation, cellular component: nucleus. NCBI's taxonomy places the organism in Eukaryota, Metazoa, Chordata, Actinopteri, Salmoniformes, Salmonidae. Gene Ontology annotation, molecular function: DNA-binding transcription factor activity, RNA polymerase II-specific; RNA polymerase II cis-regulatory region sequence-specific DNA binding; protein dimerization activity. The transcript is spliced from 8 exons. Gene Ontology annotation, biological process: regulation of transcription by RNA polymerase II.